Messenger RNA from Cyphellophora attinorum, 1749 nucleotides. RefSeq lists its product as uncharacterized. The coding region runs from base 1 to 1749 and encodes 582 amino acids. Gene Ontology annotation, molecular function: RNA polymerase I core promoter sequence-specific DNA binding; TBP-class protein binding. The record is from RefSeq and is a predicted model, not a curated record. The transcript is spliced from 3 exons. Gene Ontology annotation, cellular component: RNA polymerase I core factor complex. NCBI's taxonomy places the organism in Eukaryota, Fungi, Ascomycota, Eurotiomycetes, Chaetothyriales, Cyphellophoraceae. Gene Ontology annotation, biological process: nucleolar large rRNA transcription by RNA polymerase I.
AUGCCUCUCAAUGGUCGUGAUGAGACCAUGCAAUUUCCCCCCAACGUGAAGACGCAGCCAAUGUCUACGAACGGCUCGAACAAUGGUCUUGCCUCGAACCCGCAAAUCACGAGUCAGCAACGUCACGUUGCUCUUCAAUCUGCCCGAGACGGUCCAGGUGUACAUACUCCAGCUCGACCUGCUUCCAGGCUGCAAAAUGAGAGACCACUGUCCGAGCAAGCUGACGGCUCUGAGACGGUAGUCAAGCAACAAGUCAUUCCUCCUCGUGAAUUUGACGCACGUGUACCUCUUGGUCCAUCUCAGCCGCGGUUGCACACACUUCACGCACCCUUCGACUCAGCGAGAGAGUUGAAGAUUCCGGUGAAGAACACGCUGCCUCUGAGCAGAGGUGCAAGCCCAGGGUUGAAGCAUCAGACCUCGCAGAGUACGAAUGGCAAUGCCCAUGGUGCUGAGAUGGCAUCUGGCAAAGACACCCGGAUCAAGAGCACCCUUGGCACACGAAAUGACCGGUUCGGCCAGAACCAUAGCCGCCAGCAGUCGGCCGAUUCGAUCGCCAGCCACGACUCGACCAUGUUCGACGCCGCACGCGCUGGUGACUAUGGCGAGGACCAAUACAAUGACGGAGUGGAUGAGAAGACGGCUGUAUGGCGUGGGGAGGGGUUCAUCAAGCCUGCCGUGAACAAGCUCGUCGCCAGGGCGAACUCUGGUACAAAACAAGGGCUAUUUGGACAGGGUCCGUCCAUGGUUCAGCCAGGUGCACAACAGAGGUUGUACGUUGAUAAGCCCAUUGUUCGACGUGAUCGCGAAAUCGACUAUGAGGUUAGACCGGAUGACGACUCUACAACUGCGCUGUUCGAUGAGAAGGACCUCGACGCAAAGCAGUGGGAUGUGGGCGGAAUUCCCGAAAGCACACCUUCCAAGCAGGCUCCCCCAAGCUAUACUGGUAGACGUGCUGUCAGUACGACUCAACGACAGCGCAAAGUUGUGGCCCCCCAACCUGGUCGAGAUGACCGUGCAAGCUCGCCUAUGGACGAUCGAGACGACCAAGGCUUUGCUGUUGACUCCGGUCAAGAUGAUCAAGGCUUCGUUGCUAUUCCUGACCUUAAUGUCAUGAGAGGGUACGCUAAGAAGGGAAUUGAAGAACGCCGGAAGGAGGAGGAGGAGACUAAGCGUCAAGAGGCUGAACAGCAGGUCGUGCGCAAUACCACCAAAGUGGGUGCAUCUGUCGAAGUAUCCGAAGACGAGCGGUCCCCAUUUCCUACCCUGGCAGCUCGCGACAGCAGUAAGCGCGCUUUUGAUCAGAUCGACUACGACGAAGCACAACUGCGAACUAUGAGCUAUGCUCAACUGGACAAGACCGCGUUUCUGGAAGAUCCCAGACAUCCUCCGUCCAAGCCAGCGGUUGACGAGCACGGUGCAGCCAUCACACUGGAGCAGAAACUCGAGAAGCUUUCACAAAUGAACCUUGAUGACCAGAAAUCAUUCUUCCGUUCGCUGACAGAUGCUGAGAACGAGCAGACUGGGCAGUGGUUCAUGAAGACUUUUGGUGACAGUCUCAAGGAGCUCAUGCAGAAGCGUCUGGAGCGUCGCAAGAAGGCGCUCGAGUUUGAGCUAGAAGUCAAGAAGAGGCAGAAGGCUGUGGAUGUCAAAGCAGAGGAUAUCGAGCGUGAGUUGAACGAGCUCAAGAGAGGUGGCGGCGAUCUGUUACAGAACCGGAGCAGUCCUCGGCCUCGCACUGUUGGUAAGUGA